Messenger RNA from Dreissena polymorpha, 3465 nucleotides. RefSeq names its product phospholipid phosphatase 1-like. Gene Ontology annotation, molecular function: phosphatidate phosphatase activity. Bases 1037 to 2086 code for a protein of 349 amino acids. NCBI's taxonomy places the organism in Eukaryota, Metazoa, Mollusca, Bivalvia, Myida, Dreissenidae. The record is from RefSeq and is a predicted model, not a curated record. The transcript has 9 exons. Gene Ontology annotation, biological process: phospholipid dephosphorylation; phospholipid metabolic process; signal transduction.
UUGUUUUAUUGGCAUAAAAUCGUUUAUAGGAAAAAGACACUUGUGACUUCUGAAGGAUAUCGGUCUUGGUACUUUACUAUCAAACUUAUUAAAUGGAUUAACUAGUUUUCAAUACUAGGGAUUUGUAUACAAAUGUAACUAGCGAAACCUUAAAAAGAGCAUUCGUUUGAAUGAGAAAAUAAACCAUCUAUACACUUAUUACGAAUUGAUAUAUGCGAUAGAUUGGAUAGUAAUCUUGUUUGCUACCAGUGUAUUGAUAAAUAACAUUAUAUGUGUGUAUGAUCGCGUAUCAAUGUGUGCAUCAUACUAAAAUGGUAUUAUUAUCUUUAUAAAGUUUAAUGUCCGUUUAAGGAAAAGACGACACUGGGAUUAAUUUCUUUCGCAAGUGCACAUUGUUCGGAGAUUGAAAGACUUGAAGCUCAAAAAAAGGAUUUAAGCUGUGGGUGCUGAUUCGUCCGGAGUUGAUGUGACAUUUAAGUGUAAAAUCCGGAGCCAAGACGUAUUCAACUCAACUCUCCGGUUUAGAUUGCAAACUUGAAACGUGUCUGGAUUAUUAACGCGUCAAUCACAGACGGCUCACGUGGCUUCAAUAGUGAAUGUUAUAAUUUUCCUUAUCGGUAGCUCUACACUUGUUCGGAGAUUUAAAGAAUUGACGCCAAAGUUACUUCUUCUAAGCUGUAGUAAAUGACGUAACGUAUUCUUAUAUCAACAAACUAUAAUUGAUCAAAACAUUUUAACGAAGAUAUACUAUUGAAAUCAUCAUUUAAAUUAAGGGGAUUAACAUAUGUACCUGUUUAAAUCGACAAUUAUAAACCACUAGUUUUACAAGUCAGUUGAUCCAAUGCGAUUUAAUGUCCUCUAGUGUAUAGCUUAUUCGAAGUUUACAACGCUCACUUCGGUCUUUCGAUCGAAAAGAAAAAGGAUUUAAGUUGUGGCUGCUGAUUUGUCUAGAGUUUGUGUGACAUAAGUAUAAAAUCCGGAUUCAAAGACGUGUUCAACGCAACUCUCCGGUUUAGAUGCUGUGGAAUUAUUGCAAAUGGAGAAGUGUCCGGAUAAUAGACGGGUCAGUCGAAGGCGCCUUACGCUGGCUUUAAUAGUGGAUGUUAUACUUUUUCUUAUAGUGGGAAUCCCGGUUCUUUACUUGUUCCUUCAUGGCCAGCCCUUUAUCAGGGGCUUCCAUUGUGAUGACCCCUCCAUCUCCCUUCCCUACCGACCCGACACCAUAAGUACACCUGUACUUAUCUUCACCGGCUUCGGGACUUCUAUCUUCUGUGUCGUUAUCGUGGAGGUUUUAAACGCCAUCAACAGGAAGUGCCUACGCGCAUGUCCCACGCGCGAAGAUUUCUGGUUCAUUGUUAAGGGCUACUCGGUGUUCGUCGUCGGGUUUGUGAUUCAAGAACUGUUUGUCGAAUUUGUGAAGAGACAGCUUGGAUUCUUGAGGCCCAACUUCAUGGACGUGUGUCGUCCGCAGUUCAACAGAUCACUAUGCCCCGCCUACAUUACCGAGUACACGUGCAGCGGAAGCGACCACGACGCCGACGAGAUUCGUGACAGCCGACAGUCAUUUCCAUCCGGGCAUUCAGCGUUCUCCAUGUACAUCGCAGUUUUCUACUGUUUUUACAUACAGAGACGACUCAUCAUCAGUUUCUCACGAAUUCUGAAGUUCUUCCUGCAAGCUGCUCUAGUCUUCACUGCAUCCAUAUGCGGCCUGAGUCGUAUCAAGGACCACAAACACCAUGCCUCUGACGUCAUCGUCGGAUUUAUCGUCGGGGCAGCAGUUGCCGUCUUUGUGUAUAAGCUUCUGGCGGAAAACCUGCUUUCCACAUCUUUAGAGGAUGACGUCAGCAAAUCAUCCAUGUCAACAUCGACAGUGUCACAUGACUUAUUUUGCACAUGCGCAACACCACCAUCUUCAAAUGUCGAAUCUCAUACGCCCGCCCCAUUACUACGAAACGAGUACUUUAAUGACGUCCCAAACACUCUCGACAAAGGCAAGCAUACGUCGUUAAAACUUAAAAUGAGUUCUCCCGUUCGUCGGCCUUUGUCAACACCAGUAACUUUAUCAUCUCAUCAAGAACUGGUUUGAAUUUACACACGUGUUUUAUGUAAGUUUAACUGACCUCGUGUAGGACAGAGAAUUUGUUCUUAAUGAAGAAGACCGUUACGAAAUUUGUUAAUCUGGUUGAAAGAACGUUUCUUACAAAAAUUUAAAGCACGCUUUAACGUUGUACAACGGUUGUGUGGUUUUGAGAGCUGAAUAUUUCACAAUGACUACCAAAGGUUGCACAUUUGAUCGGACACUCGUGAAGUUCAAUAGUUGUCUGGUUGUGUCAGCUGACUGUGCCACACAGAUGACUUACAAGGCUUCAUCCAUAUAUGGCAGUUUUGCAUUGGCUGUAUGCAGAAGAUCCAAUAACAGACCGGUGUCUGGCAGACAUUGCAAUGUGGAUACGAAUUAUACUUGCAUACAUUGACUAUAAUUCCUCAGAGGGCGAGUGGUUGGCACGUCGUAUGACCCAGCACAUUCAUGCACAUUUAUGCUAUACAUAUAGUAUAUGAUGGCAGAUGAAGUGGCGAUUAAAGGCGUUAGAAAUGAGUGAAGUGGAAGGAUCGGUCGAUUUCUUCAUAUUGAACUUCCCGACUUUGUUUUGUCCGAUUAUUCUGAUUGCUUGUUUUAUUUAUAGAAUUUAAAAAAAAGAUGUUUGUCUAAAUAAUAAAUUAAUAUUUUGGGCUUCUAUUGAACGGAAAAUAUAUCUGGAUGGUCUUUUUCAAUACAAUAAACAAAAAGGCAAUGACUGUGUAUUAUCAUGGUAUAUUACGUUUUAUACGUGGGUUUCUUUAACAUCUCUUAAGAACGCACACUUGUAAUAUGCGGACUAGAACAAAAAUUGUAUUUGUUAAAUUUAUGACCUAACAGCUUAAUGCUACAAUUAUCCCUUAAAAGAAAAUUAAUAUUAAGAUAUUUCGUAAAUUGUGUGAACUUUACACAUAAAAAAUCUCAAAAAUAUUCGAUUAAAAAAAACGGAUGCGGGGGGGGGGGAUAAAAAUAUCGGGCUCUUUUGAUUUGUACAUUUUUUUUUUAUUUCAUUCAAAUAUUUGUAGUAGCUGCAUAUCCGAAUAUUUUUUUAUUAACAAUAAUGUGAUGGCUCUAUUCGUCAUAUUGUAAGUUUAUUCGUAAGAUUUGGUUAUGACUAGGCCUUGACAUUUAUUCACAAAGGCAAUAUACAUAUGUUGUUCACAAAUCAACGAAUUAGUGAAAUUUCAUGCGAAAAGCCAUUUAUUAAAUUGAUAUACCGCAAUAAUAAAUAUGUAAUCAUGAUAAGAAAAUAGCCCGCAGCGACAGUAGCAUUUACUUUAGAUUAAUACUUAAUAUGUUAGACUGCGCUUAUUAUGCAAUUAUUUAUCGUCUACAAUUUCAAUUUGUAUGUUCAGUGUUUUGCCUUUUAUAUUUGACUUGAAUGAAUA